GCCAGUGUCGGCGGGGGCGGGAGGUGGAGGAGCGCGAUGCUACAACCUCCUUAUAAAGCCGCUCUCCCACGGUGAAGGCGUGGAAAUUACAGGCGUGUUACACGACUUCGGCGCGGACGUGAACUCUCCAGACAGACCGACACACCGCCGGCCAUGACGUUAUCCGGCGUGGGGGACGUGCUCCGCGGGGCCGAGGUGCCUCUCUGCUGGGUCGGAGCGUUGACGGUGGCCGCGGUGCUGGUGUGGCUCCUCUACGCUCUGCUCUCCGGCUUAAGGGUCUGGGUGCUGGGCAACGGCCAGCUCGUCUCGCCCGGGCUGGGCAAGUGGGCAGUUGUGACGGGAGCCACUGAUGGCAUCGGAAAAUCCUACGCAGAGGAGCUUGCUCUUCGAGGGUUUGCAAUCGUGUUGAUCAGCCGCUCCCAGGACAAGCUGGAUGACGUAGCCAUGUCACUAGAGGAUCAGUUUGGAGUGGAGACCAAAACCAUUGCGGUGGACUUCGGCAAGACCGACAUCUACCCCAUCAUCGAGGCGGAGUUGGCGGGUCUGGAGAUUGGCGUCCUGGUCAACAACGUUGGUGUGUCCUACGCCUACCCCGAGUACUACCUCUGUAUUCCAGACCUGGACAACUUCAUCACAAACAUGAUCAACGUCAACAUGGCAUCGGUGUGCCAGAUGACCCGCUUAGUGCUGCCCAGAAUGGCUGAGAGAUCCAAAGGUGUGAUUUUGAACAUCUCGUCAGCCAGUGGCAUGUACCCCCUCCCUCUGCUCACCGUCUACUCUGCCACCAAAGCCUUUGUGGACUUCUUCUCCCGCGGCCUCCAGGAGGAGUACAGGCGUCAGGGCGUCAUCAUCCAGAGCGUGCUGCCCUUCUUCGUGGUCACCAAGAUGACCCGCAUCAGGAAGCCCACCCUGGACAAGCCCACCCCUGAGCGCUACGUGGCCGCCGAGCUAAGCACCGUGGGCCUGCAGAGUCAGACCAACGGAUACUUCCCCCACGCCGUCAUGGGCUGGGUGACCACCAAGUUGGUGCCCAUCAGCAUCGUCAUCUUCCUAGGUGCCAGAAUGAACCGCCUCCAGCGUACGGGGUACCUGCAGAGGAGGAAGCUGCGGGAGCAGAGGAACGGAACCGGUCUGAAGUCGGAAUGAGAAGACUUUGACCUGAUGCAGUGUGGAAGGAAACCAGCGAGCGAGUGAGAUGUGUCUGCGUGUGUGUGAAAGUGUGUGUGUGUGAGACAAGAACUGGCCUGUGUGUGUGAAACGAAACCUGAUUUGAAACGAGGCCGAGGACAUUGGGGGCUGAAGCUUGCCGCUCCCGCCUAAAGGACCUGUGACUGGACACUGAUGGUGGCUGUUAGUUCGACCAAAAAGACAAAAAAUAAAGAGUGGUUUUGUUAACCCUGCUGUUGUAAGCAGUGACAUCUGGUGGUGGGCUGUUUUAUAUAUAUAUUAUACGUGUCAAAUUAUUUAUUUUAUAUUUGUAUAAACACACGUGGCACACACUAAUCUUGAAGACUAGUCCUGUUUACGCAACAAUGAGCUGCCAUCAGUACAGACACGGUUUCUGUAGCGACUCCUUGUGGUGGGAGGCUGUCGCAUUCAACAUAUUUGACCAGCUAUGAAACACCGGUGCCUUUUCACUGAGAUUGAUGCUGGAAUUCUGACAGCGUUGCCUUUUUUGAAUGUCUGUCCAGUACAUAAAUGAUCCCUUCAAACACUGGGAAGUUCACAAUACAGAUAUAAUGCAACUAUUGACCUCAAAGUGACUUUUCUUGUCCAUGUUCAUGAUAAGGACGUCCAGGGUAUUAAAUGUAAUGUAUUUAGUGCCUCAAAUCACUUUUUUUUUUAUAUGUAUUAUGCUGUUGACUUCACAUUCCAGCUUAUUUUCUACUGUUUGUUAAUAAAAAAAAAAAUGCAUAUACAUUCAA
Molecule: messenger RNA, 1925 nt
Organism: Nerophis ophidion (straightnose pipefish)
Lineage: Eukaryota; Metazoa; Chordata; Actinopteri; Syngnathiformes; Syngnathidae
Gene: hsd17b12a
Product: hydroxysteroid (17-beta) dehydrogenase 12a
Exons: 11
Coding region: 154-1146 (330 amino acids)
Cellular component (GO): endoplasmic reticulum
Molecular function (GO): oxidoreductase activity
Source: RefSeq, a predicted model, not a curated record